This is a messenger RNA of Saitoella complicata NRRL Y-17804, 732 nucleotides long. Its product is annotated as phosphoglycerate mutase-like protein. Gene Ontology annotation, molecular function: fructose-2,6-bisphosphate 2-phosphatase activity. The coding region runs from base 1 to 732 and encodes 243 amino acids. The record is from RefSeq and is a predicted model, not a curated record. NCBI's taxonomy places the organism in Eukaryota, Fungi, Ascomycota, Saitoellomycetes, Saitoellales, Saitoellaceae. Gene Ontology annotation, biological process: positive regulation of DNA repair; negative regulation of programmed cell death; fructose 2,6-bisphosphate metabolic process. The transcript is spliced from 3 exons. Gene Ontology annotation, cellular component: cytosol.
AUGAAGGUCACAAUCGUUAGACACGGAGAAACAGACUCGAACGUCAAGAGAAUCAUUCAAGGCUCAACUGAUACCCCGUUAAACACCAAUGGUCUUCGACAGGCAGACCAGGUCGGAGAUAGACUGAAAGACGAGCACUAUGAUGCUGUAUUUUGCUCAGACCUGCAAAGAUGUAGACAGACACUUAAUGGCUUCCUCCGUCAUCGUCCCGACUUAUCCGACUCAGUAGCCUACACGCCAUCACUACGAGAAAAAGAUCUCGGUGAUCUUGAAGGUCUCACACUCGCCGAAGCCCAAAAGCUCAUUACAUCCCGAAAUCACACAAUGAACGACUACGGCGAAGGCCAACCCGCCUUCUCCCACCGCCUUCUAAAAUUCUGGGGCGACCACAUCGAACCCCUUCGCCCCACCGCAAUCUCCGUCCUAAUCGUAACUCAUGGUGGCGCAAUUGCAACCCUCCUUACCGAACUCGAACUUCAACGUCACUUUACCUACGCCCAGGGUGUCAAAUACGGCGGUGUACCGAGGAAUACUGGAGUCAGUGUAGUGGAAUGUCCGAAGGGGAGUCUUAGGGGCGUUGUGGAGGUUUAUGGAGAUAUUAGUCAUGUGAAACAGGAGAUGAAGGAGACUGUUGUCGGAGUUGAUGCGGCUGUUGGGCAGGCGGCGAAGAAAGCGGAAGAGGAGAGAGGGAUCAUCACGGGUUUUGCCUUGGGGUUCAGGGCUGCUGCUUGA